CGGUGGCCGCGUUUGACAGCCAAGCUCUCCCGUGUCACUUAUUAACUUUGUCGGCCGGCUUUUACAACCUUUUGGUGACAUUCUGAAAUAGCAGAAGGAGUUGUAUUCGAGCCCCUAGUUCCUCAUGCGGGAUUAGCUUGACAAUUUUGGAGUUUUGCUUUGGGACAAGUGAAAACUUAUCGGACGGCCAAGGGGGAAGAGUCGCACGCUCCCCUCCAUCCCCGUCGUCGGGUCUCUAAUGGAGUGUUCGCCCCGGCGGAGGCGCGCACGCUGCUCGCGUUCCUACGCCGAGGCCGCCCCCCCCGCCGCCGCCGCCGCUCGUGGAUUUCUCGGACCUGGACACGACGAGGCGACACGCUUAACCUCAUUUGAAUGCCUUUGCAAGGUAUCUGCUGGUUGCUGUGCUGCCGCCAGGGCUUCCGUUUGCUGGGGAGGGACUAUGGGGAGAAAGAGGAGGAAGAGUCUUUCGAGUUGCGCAAUAAGGACGACCUGAGUCCGAAUGGGCAGAGUCCAGCCGAGGUGAUUCACGUUUCUCAACCGACUUGUACCGCCAACGGGACAAAUGGAGUGGCUGUGUCAGACGCGGCGGAUGAGCUGAAGAGCCUUAUCUUGGAGAAGAACAAGAUGGCCCUGGAAGAAGAACCUGAAAUUCUGGUCAAAGGCUGGCUGCUGCGCGAGGUACGAGGCAACUGGAUCAAGCAGCGGCGUUUCUGGUUUGUGCUGAGCCAGGACUCGCUGGACUACUACAGCAGCCCGGAAAAGGGAGGCCGGCGACUGGGGACGCUGGUGCUCACCAGCCUCUGCUCGGUCAUCUGGCCAGACAAGCAGACCUUCAAGGAGACCGGUUACUGGGGCAUCACGGUGUACGGGCGCAAGCACUGCUACAGGCUGUACACCAAGCACUUCAACGAGGCCGUGCACUGGGCCUGCGCCAUCCAGAAAAUCAUCGACACCAAAGCGCCCGUCGAAACGCCCACGCAGCUCCUGAUCAAAGACAUCGAGGAGAACAAGUUCAACCCCGAGGCGGUGGAGCACAUCUACCAGCACAACCCCAUCCUCAAGUACACCCAGGGCCCGCUCUACGCCCCGCUGCUGCCCUUCCCCUACGGCAGCCUCGAGCACACAUACCACCACGGCAAGGGCUACGGCUCGUUGUGCGAGGAGGCCGUCAAGCUCUUCAACAGCCUGCAGCAGCUGGAGUCUGUCCACGACGUGGUGCCCAUCAUCCAGGGCGUGCUCCAGACCUGCCUGGACCUGCGGCCCCUGCGCGACGAGGUCUACUGCCAGCUCGUAAAGCAGACCAGCCACACGCCCGUCCCCUACACCGUUGCCCACCUGCGCUACUGGCAGCUGCUCACCUGCAUGAGUUGCACCUUCCUCCCCGGAGCCGCCGUCCUCAAGUACCUGCGCUUCCACCUCAAAAGGAUCCAGAACCAGAGUCCUGAAUCGGAGAUGGACAACUACGCGUCCUUCAUCAGCGAGGCUCUGGAGAAGACCAAGUGCCGCGAGUGCGUGCCGUCCUGGGAGGAGAUCCAGAUGCUGAUGAGCCGGCAGGAGAUGCUGUGCACGGUGCACUACCCCGGAUCCGGGUGUUGCCAGCUUUACAUCAGCUCACACACCACCGCCAAUGAGGUGGUGCAGAGGAUGCAGCAGCGGUUAGGCCUGAAGGACAGCAAGAACACGUUCGCGCUGUACGAGCAGAACGCGCUGUGGGAGCAGCCGGUGACGGGCGGCGCGCUCAUCGCAGACAUCCUCACCAGCUCCAGCAAAGAGUGCGAGUCCAAAGGCCAGCGCAAGUUGUGCUUCAAGCUCUACUGCCUGCUGGACGCAGACAGCAUUUCAGCGGACAGCAUCGAGUACCUCUUCCUCUUCGAACAGUGCCACGAGAUGGUGAUACGCGGCCAGCUCCCCGCCCGCGAGGACGACCUCCAGACGUUGGCGGCGCUCUGGCUUCAGGCCGUCAUGGGGGACUUCAGCACGCACGCGCCCUGCCCCCCCCUGGACGAACUCUUCCCCAGCCACGUGCUGGAAGCCCGCGUGCUCGUGGGCCAGGCGCCGGCGGGCUGCCCCGUGGCGCAGCGCUUCCCCACGGGCCUCCUGGCGGGGGCGCUGUGGAGCCACGCGGCGGCGGCGGCGCACAAGCAGAAGGCGGAGAAGGACCUGCGGCUGCGCAGCCGCGUGAAGGAGGAGGCGGCGGCCGUCAUGGCGGCCAUCUUGGAGCGCUGGAGGGGCCUGGCGGGCUCCAACUGUAGAGACAGCAUGGCCGCCUACCUGGCCAUAGCGCGCCAGUGGUCGGGCUUCGGGUGCACGCUGUACGAAGUCGACUUCUACAUUAGUUCGACGGAGAGCUUUUCCCAGAAGUUGUGGUUGGGCGUAGCGGCCGGCAGCGUGUCUCUGUAUCGCCAAGGGGAGGCCGAGGCCCUCGAGUCCUUCCCUUACGGACAAAUCUGCUCGUACGGCGUCUCCGACAGCAACACCUUCAAGAUCAACGCCGGCGGCCGCGACAUGCUCUUCGAAACCGACAAGCUGAGCGAGAUCACGCAGCUGAUGAACGCGUACUUCAACGCCACCCGCCUGCAGCGAGGCAAGAGCGACGCCGUCAAAAUCCACGACGGCACGCCGGUGGGCUUCCGCCACCCCCCGGCCCUCCUGGAGCUGCCCUCGCACCCCGUCUGAGUUCUCGAACACGAACCCUCAGAGGUGGACCACGAAAGAACUUCCACAUGUGCUUUCUGCCUUUCGCCUACUUGGCUGGACUUUCCUCGAAGGCGACUGUCGUCGUCGUCCCCCCCCCCCAAAAAAAAUUCCCGUGAACGUCGUCAUGGACCUUUCACGAGGUCCCGGAUCAGGCUUCCGUUACUGCACAAGUGCCGAUCCGGCCAACCAUCUGAACUUGGAACUGGAAACAGAUGUCGCGCAAGUCACGAUGGUUGCGUGCGGAACUCUUGACGGGAGGUUCGCCAUCGCCGCUUCUUCUUCUUCUGCUGCGGUUUUGGCGCUCGCUCGUUCUGCCUUGACUGACGUCGUCACGACGCAGCUCAACUCUGUUAACGUCGAUAAUUUGAUUCUGGAUGUCCCACGUUACGGGCCAUCGCUCGUACGUUUUUACUUUUUUUUUUUUUUUUUUCCCCUUCGGACAAAUUGCGUCCCACUGAUAAUUGAGCCGAUGAGAACUUGAGUGGACUAACUCCAAAUUUUGUCAUCUUACCUGGAAGCCAUUCAAACUUUUACGACAAAGCGAUGAUCAGGGUUUUUUUUUUUUUUUCAGUAAUUGUAUUCGUUUCUUUAAUUAACGUAAUUUCCGGACUAUAGCGCGCACCUGAUUUAAGCCUUACCGAGUACAUUUUUAAAGGAAAAAGCAUUUUGUAUAUACACAAGCCGCAUCUGCCCACUUUCAAACAGGAGAUAUUUACAAAGAAACACAAUACACAGAAAGAGUUUUCAAAAGUUUUGAUAACAUACCUUUGCUUUCCAGACGGUGCCUGUGACACUGCAGUAACACGCUAGCACGGUGCUAACAGGGCCGGUUAAAAAAGACAUACCGGUAAAAGUCACUGAGAUGUGGCAGCAACACGCUGACACAGUGCUAACGCUAGCACAGGGCUAACAGGGCUAGUUAAAAAAAAAAAAAAAAACAUACCGGUAAGUCACUGAAAUGCGUAACAGCAGCAACAUGCUAGCAUAGCGCUAUCGCUAGCACAGCGCUAACAGGGCCGGUUAAAAAACACAUACUGGUAAAAGUCACUGAGACGCAGCAGCCACACAGUGCUAAUGCUAGCACAGCACUAACAAGUCCGGUUAAAAAAAAAAAAAACAUACCGGUAAAAAUCACUGGGAUGCAGUAGCAACAAUACCAUCUAGCAACAACACGCUAGCACAGCGCUAACCCUAGCACAGCGCUAGCAGAGCCGGUUUAAAAAAAACAUACUGGUAAAAGUCACUUCCUCAGCACAUAUAUUCCACCGGUCUCACUCUUACCUUUUCCGCUCGAGUUCCCCCUUGUAGCCGUUAGCAAAAAUGCACAAAUUAGCCGCAUCACCGUAUAAGUUGCACGGUUAAAAGCGUGUGAAAAAAGCCGCGGCUAAUAGUCCGGAAAUUACGGUAAAUUAAAAACAAAAAGGAUUAAAAAAAAAAAGCCUACUCUAGUUCUCGGUGGCUCGAGUUUAUAUGAUUACUUUUGCAAAGAAGUCGGACAACUCAACAUGGUGACAAGGCGGCUCGGCGGGGUUUCUGGUCCUGAAGGUCGAUUCUCAAAACCUCCACGGGUGCAAAUGAUUUCGAUAACAGACGCGUACGGAAAUAAAACGACACGGCCUCGGUCAUGGAGCAAAUUCAAGAUCAAGGAAGGAGGCUCAGCUGGUAAAGCGUUGGCCUCACAGUUCUGAGGUGCCGGGUUCAGGUUUUCUCUCUGGACUCCGGUUUCCUCCCACAUCCCCAAAACAUGCAACAUUAAUUGGACACUCUAAAUUGCCCCUAGGUGUGAUUGUCUCCACGUGCACUGCGAUUUUCUGGCAACCACUUCAGGGUGUACCCCGCCUCCUGCCAGUUGACAGCUGUGAUAGGCUCCAGCGCUCCCCGCGACGCUCGUGAGGAUAAGCGGCAAAGAUGGAUGAAGGUGCCUCAUUUCAGUUUCCCCAGAUCCGCCAUGACAGGUCCACUUGCACAGUCCCACCGUGACCUUCUCCCUUCACAAAGAUCAUUUUGCUCCAUAUUGAUCGGUUAACGAUGUUUCAUAAUUGUCGACGAUUGCACUGAAUGCAUCAUAACGAGAGCCGUCGCCCCUCGCAAUUGAGCAUUUUUCAUUUUCAUACAGAAUCACGCGGGUGUUCCUGACGAAGCGAGUUCUGAAUCAGGCCCAGGAUGCUUUUGUAGUCGUUGAAACUUUUUAUUUUUGUACAACGUCUUAAGCACCAGGGCCCCCCCCCCCCCGUUAGCGUUGCGUUUGAGCGACGGCACCUCAGGUCUGACGUCCGCUUCUCAGGUUGUGUGGAAAUCGACUUUUAGGGCAUAUUUAUUCACUUGUGCUCAUAAGUUUUUGUUCUCUGGCGGAAUUUACGUGUGGCGCUAACGCUCGCGCUAAUGCUAACACUAGCGCCCCACAUAAGUUUACGUUCUCAGGCGGGAUUUACGUGUUCCAUUUUUUUAAACAAAACAUGAGCGAAAAGGCAAAACAUUUUUCUUGCAUUCCUGGGAAACAAAACAAAAAAAAUUUGCUUGUGCGUUGAAGUGCUUUUUUUUUUUUUUUUUAACCUUCAAGGUAUUCAAAGCGCGUUGACUGUCAUUCAUCUACUGAUGAUGAAAGUGGGGCUUUAG
Messenger RNA from Syngnathoides biaculeatus (alligator pipefish), 5313 nucleotides. It is a transcript of the gene plekhh3, whose product is annotated as pleckstrin homology, MyTH4 and FERM domain containing H3. Gene Ontology annotation, biological process: signal transduction. NCBI's taxonomy places the organism in Eukaryota, Metazoa, Chordata, Actinopteri, Syngnathiformes, Syngnathidae. Gene Ontology annotation, cellular component: cytoskeleton. The record is from RefSeq and is a predicted model, not a curated record. Bases 373 to 2676 code for a protein of 767 amino acids. The transcript has 14 exons.